GAAAUUUUGUUUCCUUUUUAACCCGUUGGCGUUGACAAGUGAACCUCUUUAGAGGAGGUACUGCCUUGGUGUCACACCGCACUUCAGUCCCAGUAGCUAAUACAUCAAGGGCUAAAAGUUAUACUCUGCAAACUUUUGUAUGGUUACCAGUUAUUAAUUGCUAUUUAGGUACUCUUUCCGUUCUGGGCCCCUCCGCUGUGUAGACGUUAGCGCGCCUCUGCGACAAACGUUUUAAGGCACCGUGCGUGGCACCAUGGCGGCAGUGCCAGGACAAGCGAAGCCCGCCCCUCUGACGACGGAAAAGAUCCAGGAGAUGCUUGAGGAGAACUUCAAGUUCAUUAAAGCAAUAGCGGAACAGCAGAACCUCGGGCGAGUGCAAGAUGUGAACCAGUACCAGCAGAAGCUCCAAGAGAACCUGAUGCUGCUGGCAGCUGUGGCUGACACCUACUCCUCCACGCCAGCCCCGGGCGCAGCAGCAGCGCAGGCGACCAGGCCAGGCGCUGCCGCCCCGCCUGCAGCCGCUCCCGCCGCCACCGCCUCCGCCGGCGGCGCGCUACCGGGUCAGUACCCCCUGGGCAGCACCGGCGGGGCGGCGCCGCAGCCGCAGCAACAGCAGCAGCCGCUGAUGAUGGGAGCAGCGGCCCAGCAAGUGGCAGCAGCGCAGCAGAUCGGAGCUGGUCAGCAGCCUGCAGCUGCCGUACAGCUGACUCAGCAACAGAUCCAAGCCGUACAACAAGCGCUCGUACGACAGCAGCAACAACAACAGCAGCAGCAGCAGUUUCAGCUGCCGCAGGGAUUGCAAGGGCUGCAAGGGCUAGGAGGGCAGCAGCAGGUGUUUAAUGCGAUGGGAGGUUUGGCUGCGUUGCAGCAGCAGGCGCAACAACAGCAACAGCAGGCGCAGCAAGCAGCGGCGGCAGCAGCGGCGGCGGCGGCGGCGGCGAACGCUGGCUUUCAGUUGCCGGCGCCUGCGCCAUUGAACCUGAAUGGCUUGUGAAGCGAUGUUAGGCUGGAUGGGAGCUGCCAUUGUCGUGUGGAGGGAGGUUCCCCGCCGGCUUCAUUGGCUUGCAUUACAUCUGUGGGUUGCUAACGCAGCGAAGGGGCACCUGCUACAAGGAUGUGACGUGGAUUGCGGGCAGUUACUGGGGUAUGAAUGUGCUUCUGAGUGUUAGAGGGGUGGCGGCUUGACACGGCGGCAGUGGGGCUGCAAGUCAGUGGAGUGCUUUAAGCGGUUAGGGCGCCGUGUCACAUUUUCAAUUUUUCGCCUGGUGUGGAUUGGCUGCAUGGUUGAAAGGGAAGGGAACGAUCGGGAAAUGCACGUUUGCGUGGGGUAGCAGUCGGCCCUCACGGGCAUGGACCGUAGGGACACCCGUACGAGUGAGGUCAUGGGUGCCGGGCCAUAAGGCAAACGCGAAAGGAGUUUGAAAUGUAAUAAUGAACGCAGCGCUUUGUAGUAAAGAGCACACACACUGUUAAACGCACCGUCUUUUAGCUGUUAGGGCGUCAAACAUAAAUGUUCCGUUUCGCUGCCUGUCAAGGCGAGCGCCCAUUUAUACCAUGGUGACUUAACUAGGAACAUCAUGGCAGUGCAACUAUCGCGGUUUGCGUCGGCAAAGGUUGAGGAACUUUCUCGGCUUGAGGCCGAGCUGCAAGCCUUAGCUGGUCAGGCGUUUGCGUUUGUCCGUGGAGUUCCCCUCGCAGACGCGACACCAUAUUCUGCUGUUCCUCAAAACAUAAGAGAUGCUGUUCGUGCAGCAUUGGGGGCGGGAUCCUUCCCUGACCUGCCCGGCUUGUCAACUGUGGACAGUGAAUUGACGACAGUUUGCGCCUCGGACACAGCCCACGGAGCCGAGAGCGACACCGAUGACAUUCCUCUUUCCAAACGCCAAAAAAAAUCCGAGCGACCAGGGUCGUCCCCUGGCAUUCCGACAAUUAUCAGCAGUGGUCCUGGUGCGGAGGCUGCACAGCAGGCCGGGCCGUCGAAUGCGACUAUAGCAGGAGCUGGAAGCCGCCAGGUCAACGGAGAUGUUCCCGCUGCGGCGUCAACUGCGCCAGACUUUGUACCUCACCCAUCCCAUCCUGUCGCGUCCAUAUCUCCUUUUACCGUCGCAAAGCCGCCGAAAGCCGAAUCCGCGUUGGAAGUGGCUUCACCUGUGCCGUACGAUGACAUCCCGACAGGCAUCAGGUCUGAGCCUCCUCGCGCCAUCCUCAAACGCUGGCCUCAUCGAUCGCAGCCACAGGGCCCAGCACCGGCAUUCAACACCCAGCUCCGCUCCGGCGGCGAAGCAGCAGCCGGGGCUGCCGCCGGCACAGGCUCUUCCCCGGCUCCCCAGCCGAACUCCUUGCAAGCAGUGCAAGACACUAGCCCUGCAGCAGCAGCCGAGGACACGUGUCCACCGCCGCCGCCGCAGCAAACACAGCAGCAGCAGCUCCCCAGCCUCUUGCCUCGCAAGCGAGCCCCCAUGUGGCUCUACCAGAUGCUGCCGAGUCGGGGCCGCCCCAAGGCACACACUCCCCCCUCAACCAGCAACCCCAACACCAGCACCAGCGCUGAGAACAGCAACGCCAACACCAGCCAGAACGGUACUCAGCCUGACAACCAUGACACGCCUCUGGCGCCCUCAGAGGGCGGGCUGCUACCCCGCCCCACGGCGGAUGCUGGCCGUUCUCCCUCCCUGGAGAAGCCGCUGCAUGCAGCCGCGGCAUCAGCAGCCGCACCGGCAGCAGCAAUACCCAUGCACGCAGCAGGCUCCCCGGUGUCCCAGCAGCAGCAGCAGGUGGAGGUGGCGCAGGCCGCUGCUGACGCCCCUGCUGCCCUGCUGCCCUCCUCACCGCAGCCGCCGCCGCGACCUGCACCACCCGCACCCCAGGUAGAGGCCGCUCAGCAGGCGGCUGCUGCCGCUGGUGCUGCUGCAGGGGGUGAGACCGCAGGCGUGGCAGCGGCAACAGCAGCGCCGGUGGGGGCAGCGGAGACCCAGCAACCAUCUCAGGGCGGCGGCGGGGGCGGCUCAGGUUCCGGUGCGUCGCAAGCCCCGUUGGAAGCGGCACCUGCGUCUGGGUCUGCACCAGCGGCUGCAGGUUCCCAUGCCGGGUUUCAUCAGGCAGGCGAGGAGCAGCAGCAGCAAGGACAGGAAGAGCAGGAGCAGCAGCAUCAGGAGCUGCGGGCCCGGCGGCUGCCGUCCCCCUCGCCACCGCCUCAGGAACUGCCCGAGGCGGUUAGUCGUCUGGAGCUGCUGCUGGGCGCAGUGGCGGGUGGCGACUCUUCGUAUUCCUCGUCCGGCGCCGACGGCGGCGGUUGUUCUUCAGGAUCUGAGGAGCUGCCGAUCUUCCAGCUGGCGGGGGGCGGUGGGAUUGGCACUGCUGCUGCUGCUUCUAGUCGUGCUGGUCGUGCUGCCCAGGGACGUCGGCAGUCCAGACGGCGCGGAGAAGCGUCUGACGGGCUGGGAGGGCUGCGAGGCGGCGGAGAGGCGAAGCGGAGCAAAGAGUCGCCGCACCGACCGGUACCAGGGGGUGUUGUGGGCUGCUUGGAGCCGCGUGCGGUGCCGCCUACGUGGGGUGCGGAUGCGGGGUUGGAGGUUGAGGAGGAGGCUGGUCCGCUAGUGGCAUCGCAGCAGCAGCGGAGGGAGGUACCGGUAGCGGCAUGUGGCGCAGCGGACGGCCCCACAGCCGGCACUGCUGUUACAGGUGCUGGUGCUGCUGCUGCUACGGGUGCUGCUGAGGCUUCCAGAGGCAGUGGUGCUGCUGCUGCUGCUGUUGCUAGUGCUCCAGCGGCGGAUGCGGAGGCGAAAGAGCGCGAGCCUGGGGUAGGCGGCAUGAGCGCUGUGGAGGCAGGGCAGCAACCCGGUACCGCUGCUGCUGCUGCAGCUACGGCGGCGGCGGAGGUGGGAUCUGCGGGCGGGGAGGCAGCAGCAGCGUCAGCAGCAGCUCCCAACAAAGCCGUCCUAGCCACAGCAGCAGCAGCAGCGCCGAUCAAAGCAUCAGCGUCACCAGCAGUGCCUCCAGCUGCUGCUACCGCCGCCACCGCUGCAGCAGCAACGCCGGUGGCCUCAGCGGCUGCGCCGCCGACGUCACCACAGUCGCGGAAAGCGCCGCUGCCAUCCUGUCGCUCGCUGCCGCCCUCUCCCAGGAGGGCUGCUGUUGUCGAGGGCGAGGAGGAGCCCUCUAAGAAGCGGUUGCGUAAGGAGGAGCCGGGUGCGGCGCCCGACGCCACCAGCGGCAAGAUACCUGGAAUGGAGGAGCAGCGGCCGCAACAGCAGCAGCGGCCCGAGGAGGUACGACAGGUGUUGUGCGGUGGUGGGGAUGCUACCGGAGACGGUGGCGCUACUACUGCUGCUGCCGAGGAAGGGAUAUCCGCAGCCGGGCAGGAAGGCAAAGCUGCUCCCACCGCCGCCGCGGCAACGGGAGCAGCAGCCCGGCAAGGCGCGCCGGCGUCUGGCAGCCCGCCGCCUCAGCAUCAUGGAGGCAAGCGGCGGGGCGGCAAGCGACGGCGGCAGCGGAGGCGGUCCGCUGGCUCGUUGCCGGGGGAGGCCGCUGCCGCCUCCGCUGCCGCUGCUGCUACUGCUAAUGGUACCGACACCGCUGCCACCUCUGCUACUGCUGCAACCAUUGCCACCGGUGCUGCUGGAUCCGCAGCCCCGCCUAUCAAGGAUGACACCCCUCACCCCAUGCCGGGAGGUGCCGCCGAGCUGCUGCAGGCCGUUCCGCAACGCAGGGUGCCGCAUGACAGGCGGUUGGGGGGGCUGAAGCAGGAUCCACGACUGGGCGCUGCCUCGGCCCUUGGGCAUGGGCAUGGGCACUGGCCGCCGCCGCCGCCAGCGGCGCUGAAGGGUGUGCAGCACUUCGCCUCCGCUGGCGGCGCCGCCACGGUGCCUCCCAGUUGCAUGGGCAUAGCUGCAGGGCUGGCGGCGGUCGCUGCGGCGGCGGCGGUAGCAGCAGCAGCAGCCGCCUCGUCUGCAAGUGGCGGCGGCGGUGGUGGUGGUGUGCAGAAGGGGCGGCAUGAGAAGCAGCCGGCGCAGGGCUCAGGGUUGACGCCGGCAUGUCCUCCGGUAGAGGCUGGAAGCAGACGGGCAGCAGCAGCGGAGCCAGCAGCGGCAGCAGCAGUGGCGGAAACGUUGCUGGGCCGGAAGCGCAAGGCGAAUGGUGGUCAGAGUGAGGAGCACGAGCUCCCGGGGCUGACCGCCGCUGCGCCUGUUGGUAUCUCUCUUGCUGCUGCUGCUGCGGCUGCUGCACCUGCACAGGCCUCCGGGAGCGACUCUGAAGGCCACCACCUGGCUGUUGGACAGCAGCCUGACGGCCGUACGGGUGCGAGAGCGCCACCACCGUCAUCCUCCGCGGUGCCUGCGGGUGCUGCUGCGGACGCGACCAAGCAGCAUCCCCCACUGCACCUGGAAGCUAGCGCAGCUGCCCCUGCAACUGCAACUGCAACCGCGGUUGUUGGGGUUGAAGAGGCGGCAUGCAAGCCCCUGCCCCCAGCUACUGCUGCCUCCGCCGCUGCAGCAGCGGAAGCGGAAGCAGCAACAACAUCCGCGAAGGAGGGCAGCGCCCAUGAGGAGGAGACCUUCAUGGACGUACCCCUAGCGUCGCGACUUGCCAAGCGGCGGAAAUCACCCUCCCAAUCACCGUCUGCGGUAAUGGGACCCCUAGAGGCCCCGGCGGCCGCAGCAGCGGUGAGCCCUAAAGAGGCCGAAGGAGCCGCUACCGCUACCGGGGCUGAGCAGGACACUGCGGCUGCCGCCGCCGUGGGCUCAGCAGGAGCAGCAGGGGACCCUGCGUCCGCAACUGGGACUUCGGGAGAUUCACCCUCCACAGCAGCAGUGCCAGCAGCUGCUGCUGCUGCCCUGAAAGGCGCCGCAGCAGCUGCAGCAGCUGCGUGCUCUGUUAAGGUUCCGGAGGCAACGGCGGAGCAGGGUAAGGCACACGCCAGCAGUGCGGUGGUAGCGCCUGGGGCAGCGGCGGCAGCGGCAGGUGGUCUGGAGGCUGGUAAGGCAGGGGGCUGGUGGGCCGCCUCUCCUGUGAAAGGUGCGGGCGGCGAUAGUCGCACGGUCACAUCAGCAGCAGCAGGGUGCUCCCAGGCGCCGUCAAGUGCCGUACCACCGGCCGGUACGGAGCAGCCUCCUGCCGCCUCUCCCCCAGCUGGGGCUGAGGCGGCAACCGCUGCCACCGCUCCGGCAGUGGUUACUGCUACUGCUGCUGCUGAUGGUGGUGGUGGUGGUGGUGGUAGUCUUGGUGGUGGUGGUGGCAUCGCUGCUGCUGCUGCUGUUGACGGCGACGUCGCUCCUACGGUCGCCGCCGAUGCGCCGCAUCUGCGGUCGGCUGGUCAUGCGGCCAGGGAGGCAGCAGCAAGCGCCCCUCAGCUGCCUGGCGGGGUUGCUGCCGCGGCGCCACCGGAGGCGCCACCUGAGGCAGCGGCGCUGGCGGAUACAGGAGGUGCCACCGCCGCUGCCGGCCUCAGGACGCCGCCUGCUUCCCCGGCCAAGCGAGCAGGCCCUGCCGCCGCCCGAAAGAAGGCUUCCGGGAAAGGCGCUGCCGCUGCCGCCGAUCCCGGUAUGGCUGCGUCUGGGCCUUCGCCGCCUCCUGCCAGCCCCGCUGGUGCCGCGGUAUCUGCUGCUGCUGCAGCCUCGGCUGCUGCUGCUGCUCCUGCUGCUUCUUCAGAGGCUCCAUCAGCCGUCCCGCCAGCACAGCCACAGCUUCAGCCUCAUGCGCCGCUGCCUGCUCAACAGAAACCAGCUCCGAAGCAUCCGCAGCAGCAGCACCAGGAGCAGCAGCAGCAGCAGCAACAACCAGCUCCCGGCUCCUCGGCCUCUGAUGGCGGCAUGUCAGCGGGCGCACCGGCUCCAGCUCCCCCCGCUCCCCCUCCCGUCACUGCUCCACCCGCCAGCAACGCCCACACCCAACAUACCACCCGCAGCAAGCCUCCUCAGCACGCCGCCGAGGCCCCAACGCACUCCACCAAGGCUGCUACUGCUGCUGCCGCCGCUGGUCCCGGAGCUGGCCCCGCCCCCGCCACCAAGCCGGAACGCAAGUACCGUCCGACGGCGCCGUCACGGCGGCCCGCACACGCACGUGCGCUGGCAUGUGACAUGCUGCCCAGCUUGCAUGCGGAGCUGGCGGCGGUGGCGGCGGCCAUGGCGGCGCAGCUGGGGAGCAGCGACGGCGGCUGUGGACCCAGCGACGGUGGCGGUGGGGCGGCGGCGGCGGCGGCGCCACAGCCGACGACCGCAAGUCAUGAUGGCACUGCACCACCGGCAGCCAGUGACGGCGUUGGAGGUAAGGGAAAGCAGGCGGGGGCGGCGGUGCCGGCGGCGCCGACCUUUGCUCGGCGGUCUCACGACAGUCAGGGCAGUCUGGAGGCGCAGACGGGCGACACGGCUGCUGCUGCCGCUGGUACUGCCGCUGCUGCUGCUGCCGGGGCGGCACCCAAUGGGGCCCCAGCGGCGCCAUGUACAGCCGGUGCAGCUUCCAAGGGUUCAGGGCUGGGCAGUGCGGGUCGGGGCGAGCAGGAGCAGGAGGAGGGGGGACUCGAGCGGGGCGUUCGGGCGUCCUCUCAGCCGCCUCCUUCAGACACCGCUAGCAGUCCCCUGAGGGCACCCUUCCGCGGUUCCGCAGUUGCCCAAGUUGCGGACAAAGAGGAGGGCAAGGGUGAGAAGAAGAACCAACCAGCAGUGGCGGCGGCAGCCGCAGCAGCUGAGGCAUCAAAGCCGGCGGGGCCUGUUGUUGUGGAGGCGACUGGGGAAGCAGAGCCUGCGUUUGAGGGCCGGAAUGUGGGUGACGGCGGCGGCGGCGGCAGCGGCGGCAACAGCAGCGGUGGGGAGCAGUCUCGGCGGAACAGCAGCGAUGGAGGAGCCGGCGGCGGCGGCGGGGGCGGUACUGGCUGUCAGGAGGGCUUGGGUGAUGCGGAUACGGAUGGCGCCGAGGCGGGCAUGUCGGAGGUGGAACGAGAGGAGUGGCGGAGACGGCGGGCCGAGAUAGAGCGCCAGCGUGCCGAGGCGGCGGCGGAGCGAGAGGCCGCUCGCCGCGCCCGAGCCGCCCGAAAGGCCGCGGCAGCAGCAGCAGCGGAAGAAGCCGGCGGCAGCGCAGCUGCUGCUGCUGCGGCGGCGGCGGCAGCUGAGCUGGGUAGUCAGACGGAUGCGGAGUUGGCUCGGCGCAUGCGUCAGCGGCUGGAGGAGCACCACCAGCUGGCGUCCGCAGCGGCGGCGGAGGCGGCGGCGAAGGAGGAGGUGCGGGCCAAGGUCCGAUCUCUCCUCCAUGAGACGCACCGCAAGGCCCUUGAGGAGCGCAGCCUCUCGAAACUGCUCAAGCAGUUGGGUGUGCUCAACAAAGGCGCUGUGCUGCGAACGGCGGAGCAGCGCGGUAAGGCCCUCAAAGCCGCCAAGAUCCGCUUUCACCCGGACAAGGUGACGGGCGGCAUGGAGGCGCAUGUGUACGCGGAGGAGGUCUCCAAGCUGCUGAACAGCUGGGAGUGGGCGUAGGGGUGAUAGCAGGGGUGAUAGCAGGCAGCAGUCCCUUUUCGGAAAUGUAACGCAAUGAGUAGAGUCGAGAUGUUGGCUUGCUGGCUGGGACUGCGCUUUCUCUGGGGAAGCCUAGCAUCAUGAACCAGAAGUAGAGCGCUGCUGUUUAUGCAGAGGUGUUGGGCGCAAAGGAUGCUAAUAGGCUGGGGCCGUGGGGCACAUAACCCGUAAUAACAUUCCCGUGUUACCACCUAACAUUCACCCAGAUGGUGUGCCAAUACGGAUUGAUAAGGAGCUGAGUGCCUGCGUCUGACUAAACUGCAGAAUGUUGAGUUGGUGCCACACCGAUGCGUUUUGGGGGCUUUACAUGUGACCUUUCACCGAUCACAUAAAGCAGCAUGUGAAUGGGUGGAACAGUUGUCUGUUGCACUGUUGUAAUAUCCUAGCGCGUAUCCUUGCGUAAGCUAGGAUGCUUGAGAAGAUUUUGUGCGUGACUUCUCAUGACCCAGUCUUAUUACAGUCCGACGGCGCCGAUACUGCGUUGCAACGCGUACCGCAGCAGCCGUUUAGGAGUGUGUUAUUUGUCAUG
This is a messenger RNA of Astrephomene gubernaculifera, 9033 nucleotides long. The record is from the annotation of a GenBank genome assembly. Lineage: Eukaryota; Viridiplantae; Chlorophyta; Chlorophyceae; Chlamydomonadales; Astrephomenaceae.